CAUCACGUCCUCCUCCUCCUCCUCCUCCUCUGUCUCUGUCUCCGCAGUGAGGUCACGGGGAGGCGGCGCGUCGUCAGACAGACGGAGACGGAGAGAGAGAGAGAGAGGGAGACGUCGGUCCCUCCGUUCGAGCUCUCUCGCCCAGGACAGGAGGGGGGUCAGGUCACUCUGAGAUUCUAUGAAAGGAUGAACAGAGAAAUGAAUUACUAGCCCAAGAAGUUUAUUUUGCUGAUGACUGGGAUCGUGCUUUUAUUAAAAGAACAAUGGGAUUCACAAUGUCUAUGUUCAUGCAUAUAAUUGCAGCCAACACAGUGGGAUCAGUUUCCAGUAACAGAUUUAUUGGUGAACAAAUAUUGAUGCUGUUGGAGGUGGACAUUUUUAUGGCUCAAUAAGUAGAGAUUUUUACCUAUGAUAUUAAUAAUAGCAGGAAUCCUCUAUAGAAACCUACAUUUCCUUUAUCGUCUAGAAGCAUAAUUUUGAAAUAUGUAUGUCUCAGGCUGUAAGCACAUUAGCACUUGCGUAUUUUUAUGUUCAGUUAAAAGAAAAAUCGAAGAGCCUGCAUGCCUGUAAAAUAAAAAUCUUUAGAGUUAGGCUUCAUAUUUUUCGGUUGGAUUAAACCAUUCAGUUAUUUUUGAGACCAGUGAUUCAAAGGUUCAAGUAAAAUCUUUUUUGUAUAUAAAUCGAGUUUUACAUUUUUAAAAAAUUUGUCACACUGAAAAGUGUUCUUAAGUGACAAAAGUUCCUGUAUGUAAGGGCUAUGUUACUAAAUGUAAAGUGGUGAAAAUACCAGUAUAAGUGGUAUUGCAUGUUUACUGCAAUGAAAGUAGCUAUACUGAAAAAAAGUGAAAUCGAGAUUUGAACAAACUGUGAUCAGAUUUCAUAUUCACGUAUUUUUAAAAUAGCCAUGGAAACUGCAAAGAUAAAUUACUCCUUGGGUCACUCAAAACAAAAGGGGAGCAUAAUACAUGAAGAUGACAGCCCUCCAACCAAAAAAGCAAUGACAGAAACACAUCUAAAGGAUACAAUGCAAGCCAUGAUGCAUAAAUUGUCAACAAUAAAAAAGGAACAGUUGGAUGAAUGUGAAGAACAUCUUAUGGAGGACAAUGAGGAAUGUGCCAAACCAAACAUUGCUGCAGUACCUGAGCCUUUGAACUUAAAUCCUGGUUUGAAGCAUACAUUGGCACAGUUCCAUUUAAGCAGCCAGAGUUCAUUGGGUGGCCCAGCAGCAUUUUCUGCUCGCCAUUCUGAAGAAAGCACAUCUUCCGUCUUCGUACCUCUUCCAUCACCCCAGAUCCUUCCUGGUCCAUUGCUUGUUCCUUCAGACAGCUCUACAGAGUUGACUCAGACUUUACUGGAAGGGGAGUCUAUAUCUUGUUUUAAAGUUGGAGGAGAAAAAAGACUUUGUCUGCCUCAAGUCUUGAAUUCUGUUCUCCGUGAUUUUUCUCUACAGCAGAUUAACACAGUGUGUGAUGAUCUUUAUAUCUACUGCUCUAGGUGCACUUCUGACCAACUUCACAUUUUAAAGGUUUUGGGAAUUCUUCCAUUUAAUGCUCCAUCUUGUGGGCUGAUAACACUGACUGAUGCUCAGAGACUAUGCAAUGCUUUACUGCGCCCUCGCACUUUCCCUCAAAAUGGCAGCCUGCUUCAUGGUAAAGGUUCGCUGAUCCAACUAAAAGAGACUGGAAGUGCCUUUGAAGUAGAGCAUGAAUGUUUGGGCAAGUGCCAGGGUUUAUUUGCUCCACAGUUUUAUCUUCAGCCAGAUUCUCCUUGUAUCCAGUGUUCCGAAUGCUAUGGGAUGUUUUCACCCCAAACAUUUGUGAUGCAUUCUCAUCGCUCUCCUGACAAGAGGACCUGCCAUUGGGGCUUUGAAUCAGCCAAGUGGCAUUGCUAUCUCCAUAUUAACCAAAAAUAUCUUGGAACAUCAGAGGAGAGAGAUUUGAAGCUUCUCUUGGAAGAAAUGAAAGAAAAAUUUAGCACGAAAAGUCAGAAAAUACACCAAUCUAAAGCUGAUUCUCAAUAUAACCUAGACCUUCAACAGUGGUAUCCAGUUAUAAAGCAAGAGACCGAUUCCAUCAAUCAGCCGCACUCAUUCAUGCAUCCCAGCUACUACUUUUAUAUGUGUGAUAAAAUGAUCGCUCCCAAUGUCUCCCUUACCUCUCCUGUAUCUCACUGUAAAGAACCAACAAAAACAGUGGAGAAAAGUUCAGAGGUAGUUAAAUCUGCAUCUGGGCAGUCACUGAAGCACCAUAGUGGUGGCAGACGCAAAAAAGCCGUGUACUAUCAGGAUCACUCUCUUGAAGUGCAAGAGAAUGUUGAUUUGAAACGCAGCACAGAUGUGUGUGCUGGUAAAGGGCAGCCUACAGCUCUUAAGACUCGAAACAAAAGGAAAUCAGAGCAAGAGUCUUCCAAAGCGACUAUGGAACAGAAGGUAGAAGUAAGCAAAGGUUCACAGUCAUCAUCUCAGAUCCCUGUCAGUGGAAUCCAUUGUGAUGAUGACAAAGGAAAGACGAUGGAAGAAGUAAUGAAAACCUAUAUAAAGCAGCAAGAAAAACUACAUACAAUUUUGCAAAAGAAGCAGCAUCUUCAAAUGGAAGUAGAAAUGUUAAGUAGUUCAAAAGCCAUGAAGGAGUUAACAGAAGAGCAGCAGAAUUUACAGAAAGAACUUGAGUCUUUGCAGACUGAGCAUGCACAAAGAAUGCAAGAGUUUUAUGUUGAGCAAAGGGACUUGGAGAAGAAAUUAGAGCAGGUAAUAAAGCAAAAAUGCACCUGCGAUUCUAACUUGGAAAAGGACAAAGAAGCAGAAUAUGCAGCUCAGUUGGCAGAGCUGAGACAGCGGCUGGAUCAUGCUGAAGCUGAUAGGCAAGAGCUCCAGGAUGAACUGAGACAGGAACGAGAAGCACGACAAAAGUUAGAGAUGAUGAUAAAGGAGUUAAAGCUUCAGAUUCAGAAGUCUUCAAAAAAUGGCAAAGGGAAAUAAAGUGCCAAGAAGAAUGUAUCUGCAUUUUUUCAGCAGGGCUUAUAUAUUACUUGUCAAGGAGAAGUCAAGCCAUGGAAGAAAAGGUAUUGGGGGCAGCUGUGGAGAACCCUUCUUGUGCAAACAACAUCAGUGAAGCAGUUAUUCAGAUCCCAGUCAUUUCAAUGAUGUUUGCACAAGAGACAUUCCCAGAGAACUGUGCCCAAUGUGUGCUUAUAAAUCUGUAAUAAUACACAUUUGUACAACUUCUAGACUUAUAAAAACCUGUAUUUGUGCUGCUUUUUAAACAGUUAUGAGCAACAUUUGAAACCUUAUGUUUUAGAGUACUCAGUGUAUGUUUUUACAAACUGUCUUGAGGGCUCUUUACCUUUUAUUGAAUUCAACUUUCAUUCAUAGAUAUGCAGAAUCCACAUACUUCCUUUUGCAUGCAGUCAUUUACACAAAAUAUUCCUUUUAUUCAAAAUCUUAAAAAAGAAAAAAAAUUGAGAAUGUGGAGAAUAUAUUCUUUUUGUUGCUUUACUCUUAUAACUCCAUUUGAUAGUUAAUGCUGUAUCGAGGAAAGAACCGUUAUUUGGAAAUUAUUACACAGUCUAUUAUUUUUUUUUCUAAAUGCAGAUUUCCACACAGUUAAUUAUCAGCUGUCGGAUGCUAGUUAUUGUUAAAUACCAAGUGCCAAUUCUUUCGGUAAUCUGUUGAAUGCUAUUAUAAAAAGAAGUCUGAGGUGCUUCACUUUCCAAACGUACGAGUUCAUCCCCAGACCUGACUGGAGAUGCCAUAAUUGACACUAUUUUUUUAGUAUUCCCAAAUACUAAUGGAAAUGUCAGCCUUAUGUUGUAGAGUGACUAUUUUAACCAUCAAGCAAGUAGGAUGCAAUAAGGUUUUCCAUGCAUGGGUUGUCUUGGAGUGCAUGGAAGUGGUUGGUGUUGACAUGUACAUAAGAUGUCAAGAGGGAACAAAUGAGUUCUGACAUUGUCAAAGUAAUGCUUCUAUAUGUUUUAUAUGCCAAGGUAAAUAUUGCUAUCAUUUAAAAAAAAAGCAAUUUAGUUAUUAAACUUCUAUUAAUUUUGAAAUUGGUAAGGUCUUUAUUGGGGCAUCUGACAUUUAAUGUCCUGGUAUUCUGGUGUUGACUAACAAGUAGUUCACUUCCAUUGUAUUUACUGAUUAGACACCAAACAAAUGAGGUAUAUUUGAUCAAGGAACCAGUGGCUAAGAUACAGUGAUGUACUUAAUAAAGGAAAGUUCCAAUUCCGCUCAUGCUGGAUGCAAAAGUGGAAUUGGGAAUGCCUUUUUCAAUGCUGUGUGGCACCAAGAGUGUUUCCUAAUUCCCAGGAGGAGGUCUUUUGGAUUCUUGAGGGGUUGCGGGUAAUGUGGUCGUGCUGCUUUUGGUAGAAGCAGCAUCCAGCAAAAGUAAGCCAUUGGACCCUGGUCAUUGGAUUAAAGUAGUAAUCUAAAAUAACUUUCAGACAGAAUCUCUUUUGUGAAAAGAACUGUAAAGAUUUAAAUAUUCAAAACAGUUUAUUUGGGAGGAGGAAAAGCAGGACUGAUUAUAAAAAAGGCAAGAAAAUUUCCUUAAGUUGAGUAUUUUGGUAUGAAUAGACAAUAGUUUAAAACCUCAUAAUAGCAGUUAAAGGAAAAUUGAAGUGUGUGUGUGUGUGAGAGAGAGCAGUGAUUUCUAAAGCCAAGUUAAACUUGUAGAGGGGGAAAUGCGAGUGAUAAUUCUACAAGUUACCAUGCAGCCCACCAUGUUCCUCAAUGAAAACAAAAUUCACCUCCAAAUGGAAAAUCAUGCCUUCACCUUUCUUUCUCUGCUCCCAAACUGCAAGUGAUGAUCUGGUUACUUGUAGUCUUGGAAAAGGUGUAAAUAUAACCUGCAGACAUCUGGAGGAUGGCAGAAAUUGGUGUCAUUGUAUAUCCAGAUAUCCUACCUUAGGCAUUAUAUGUGACUAAUAGCAUAAGAACAUGUGUGGGGAGGCACAGGUCAGUAUAGAUAGAAAUGGGGAUAUCUAUAAAUGAGAAGCACUGCAGACAAUAAUGUUCAUUUAUAUAUUCAUCACAUGAGCACUUACAUCCUGUGAUUUCCAUGUUGUGAAUGCCUGCUAUAUAUGCAUGUUGUGGAAAUUUUAUGGUAAAAUCGUCUUAUACCCAACGUUUUCUGUUGUAUAAGGACCAUUUCAUACAACCACAUCUUUGUCCUUUUAAUAUAUUAGUUAUGCUAAGUUAUAUCAUCAGUUUUUAACUAUUCAGUUCUUAUAUCUGUCUACGUUAACAAAAUAAAUUAACAGUUUCAUAAUGUCUACAACAUAUGUACAUAGAGAAAAUAAAGCAAUUGAGGCACCUUGCAAAACAAAAGUGUAACUGUAGGUCUAAAAAUAUGUGUAAUAUCUGCCGAGUUUCUCUUGUGGGAAAUUCUACAUGUCAAACUCCAUCUUGUUUUGUGAAUUUUUCAUUUUGCUUUGGCAAGAUCCGUAGUGCCAUCCCUUGCCAACUUCUGGUAUGCACAGAUGCUCAUGUCCCUUCAAAAAUCCUAGGUCUUGGUAGCUUAGGGCUUUCAAUGUCCAAAUCAAGAUUCUGGAUUUUGCUUGGAAAUGACUGGAAGCCAGUUAGACUCUUGCAACAGCAGUGGUAUACUGUGUGUAUUGGGCCUCAGUUAAGCUGCUUCAAUCUUGAAGCAAUUUGACAUUUUCAGGCAGUUUUCAAGGGCAGCCUUAUCUAAAGCACAUCGUAGAAAUCCAUUCUGUACAAUAUCAGACCAUGUAAGGAAGUACUGAGGACCUUCUCCUCCAGAAAGAGGUGCAUCAAUUGAAGCAGAUGAGAGGCACUCUUACCAACUUGCUGCAUGAAAAGUCCUACUACACAUACUGAUCAAGAAAUAUUUUCAAGUUUUAACCUUCACAUUCAUGGAAAAGUAUAACCCCUUUAAGAAAUCUACAAUCAUCGGGUUGUCUCAGCUUUCAGGUGUAACUGUCAAACUAUCUAGGUUGAGCUUGUUCCUUUCAACCAGUCUAGUAUAAAGGAGAAGUAGAAGUCAGUGUCACCACUCUGAAACUUUUGCAUGUAGAUGAUGGGUACCAGGCGGAAUAGAAUAUAAACAGCAAUAGUGAAACCUUAAUCUGAUUACUUCUCAGUGCAUCCAUCUUCUUUGUGUUACAAUCACAAAAUCUUUGGGUUGGAAUAGCAUAUGCUCAAAUCUUAGAUGGUAGUCAGUAGUUGAAAUAAUUUCAUUUACAUUUCGCAAAAUGUAGGUCCUCCACUACUCUUGAUUAAAAUGUCAAAUGCUUUAUGUAUCCGGACUUCACGUGUUUCUUGUUAAUGGGAUGAACAAAAACAAUUUUAUAUCCUUUUGGAAUAACUUACAGUUGUAGUAUAUUUGUCAUCUCUGUCUCCUAUUUCAAUAACUGAACAGUUCUGUUGCCAGAACAGCUGCAAUUUAUUGACCAAAUAUAUUGCUUACAUGUUGGAAAGUUAAUUGGUGUUUUGGCAUCUUUAAAUAGCACAGAAUCCCAGCUUCAAAAGUUUUCUUUUCCCAUUGAAGCAAACAUUACAAUUUUGUUAAUCGUUACAUCUGAAUCAAACAAUCAUCUUUCAGUGCUAGACCUGUCAGUUUCAUUUGAAGUGCAUAUGAACAAUAGCUACUUUUGAACUGUAUGUAUGUAUGUUAAACAUAUGUUUUCUUCUUUAACACAUGUGUAAAUUAGAGAAGAAGCAGAUUUGAGCAUAAUCCAAACCUUUUUUUACAUUGUUAGUUAUCCAUAGGUGAAGCAUUGCAUCUUCUGCUAUUUCUGUGUUCAAGGUAUAACUGAGAAGCUGAACUGAACUGAUGUUUAUGGGUCAUUGCAUUUUAUCCUAGAAUUUAUGAACAGGUGUUUAGAAACAAAAGCUAUCAUGGGUUGUCUUGAUUGGUGAAGCUCGAAAUUUCUGAAAUCAUAAACACAGGAAUGUACUGUGUUGCAAACAGCCAUGGUUCAAAAGAAUUUGACAUGUUGAAAUCAGUAGGUGUUUAAACACCUUUCAUUGUGUUGAAUGAUAGUGUUUUUAUUGGAUAUUACAGACAGACGGCAACUUUUUAAUUAGAGGUUCUGAAUCUGAAAAUUUUGUAAAAUUUGGUAGGAGGAAUAGUACUUGGCUGAAGACAAUAUUUAGCUUCUCUUAUGUAUAGUUUUGAUUAUCUCAGGAGACAUUCUCUGAUGUCUGACAAGUAUUAACCAGAUCCAUAUCUUUAUUGGCCAACAACCAUUAGCUUAUUGCAACAGUUGGAGAAAUUACAUUGCUAAUAGCUACCCUGUAACUAUGUUGUCUGGCUCAGACCUUUUUAACAGCAGUCAGUGUAAUGUUUGAACUGGCUUUGAAAUGUGUGUGAGAACAGAAAACAUUUUACAGUAAUUCUGUCACAAGUUACCAAAAAUCAUCAAAAUUUUCACAUUUAAAUAGGAAAUCCUUUCUCAAUGUCAUUGCAAUGGAAUGCUUUCUGCCCUGGUUUUUCAUUGGUUCUGGAGAAAUGGUUUCAAGUGGAGUAUGUUUUGGAGUCCAGUUAGAAUUUAACUGUUUCCACAUCCAAACCAGUGGCAGUAAUUUUGGCUAAAUUUUGGAAAAAUAAGUUUGUGAUUAUAAUGAUAUGUGAAAGAGCGAGUGUUAUGUUCAUAUUUUAUAUCUCCAAAGAAUUUAUAGACUGAACCACAUACCCACUUUUAAUUAAAAUUCAUAAUUGUAAUGCUUACCUAUAAAUCAAUUCAUUUCAGCCUCCUUUACACAAUACUUAUUAAUACAUAGAACUGUGCCAUAGGUGUCCAUUAUCACCAAAAAUAGUUUUCUAGUAAAUUGUAAAUAUUCUAUGUUUUACAGAAGUAGUUUCUUACAUUGAUCUCGUAACAUGACGUAUUUUAUGGGUGAUAUACUCCACUGCCUAUAUAGCUUGAAUUCCAAGACUUUGCCCAUUUACAGAGGUUUAUUACAAAUUACCCUGUCCACCAACUUUACCCUUAUAGCCUUAGCAUGUUCAUCCUGUAUGUUAAUUAUUAGAGAAUACUUUUAAAAAUUAAAAUUAUCACCUAUGUGUUCACCUUUUAGAUGAUAGAUUUGUUUCUCUAAUUAUCCUCUCCAUUAAAGAGUUUUUAAAACUGCAAUUAAGGAAUGCCUGGCAGAGAGACUGCCCUGAGCACUUUUAAACAAGAACAUCUGUUUCUUGGCAUCCCUGUUUUUAAUUAUUAUUAUUAUUAUUAUUAUUGCUAAAAUGGUUUUGCCAGAGUGGAAUUCAAGAAGAAAAUACUUCCAUCCCCUUCCCCUAGCCUAAGGCCACUGCUGUCCAUCAGCCAUCAUCCAGACUGGUUCAGUGUGCCACAAGCACAAACAACUAGAACUAUGUGCAGAGCAAAGCAGCACAUGAUCUCAUCCCUACGCUCAAAUGAUAUACCUCACGCCAUGCAUAUAAAUCAUAUAGAAAUUGGUAAAGUUUUCUGACCUUUCUUUAGAAGACAAGCUAGAAAUUAUAUUAAUGGGGCACACUAAUGACAUGAAGCUUUCUUUUUCCCCAAAUAAGUAGCUAUGCUUAACUUUCCACACUAAUUAUGAUAGACAAUUUCAUGUACUGGAGCCCAAUUGAAUUUCAGCCCAUCAUACUCUAAUAUGCCACAAGGCUUUGCAUUCAGUUUCUUAGUAUUACAAUUUCUUCCUGUUUACUGAACACAAGUAAAAUGAUAGAUAUUGAGACUGCGAAAUCAUAAUAACGCGAUGGUUUGCAUUUGCCCUUUACAAUGACUACAUAUAUGCAAGGGGAAGGAGUUUAGUUUCAUGUCUGAGCUAUGCAGAAGACAAUAACUGAAGAAAUUAGUUCAGCAAGAAAUGUGGAAAUCAACUCUUACCAUUGUGGUUAGCCCUAAGGACUUUCUUGAACAUUGGAUUAAGCAAGAUCUCAAAAUGGGCUUUGGACGAGUUGUGCUGUUCUUUUUGUUAGGUCUUAUAUCACUUUGCUUGAGUAUUUGAAAUAAAGAUAGUAGUUAUGGGGUAUAUUUUACAUUCUUGGAUUAAUUUUAUUAUAUAUUUAAUAUAUUGAUAGUCGUAGACUCUUUUGUAUAUAGUCAAGGUAUCACAAUGCAGUCCUUGCCGUAAAGCUAUGCUAUGGGGAGUGCUACUGCGAAGCAGUUUGUCUAUUCCAUGCUGCUUAGUCUCAUGGUCAUGGAACCAUUUGUACUAUCUUCAAUUUGAAAUAGCAGCACAUUCAGUGAUGACAGCUAUUGUGGAUGGCUUAGUGCUACAUCUUAGAGACAUUUUCAUAGGACUAGGUAGCUGAAUUCAAGACGCUUUCCAAAUCCACUCCUUAAAUUUCUUUUAACCAUUGGAAAAGCAUAAAUGUAGAUUUCCCUCCACAGAAAAAAAUGUUAUUCUUUUUCUAAAGCUGAUAAUAUAAUGCAACAAAACACUUUAAAACAUGUUAAUCUGUGCUUGAAAUAUUUCAAUUUAUGCUGCAGCUGUAAAAUAUCUGUCCAGGAAGAGGCAGCUUGAUCUCUUAAUUAUACUUCCUAGAACUUGUUCAUUCAAUACAUCUGUGGUAAUGCGAGGCAGUCCAUACUGGAUAUAUUUUGGUUUUUUGGGAGGGGGAUCGCAGAUGUCCUCAAUUAUAAAGUUAGAAGUCAAACUUUUUCCAGACUGCACAAAUGUACUUUUAGUACGUCCACAAUUUAGAGGAUAGUUUGGAUUUUACAGUGCUGUGGAAUCUUUAGGUUGUGAAAUAUAUAUUUUCCCAAAAUGAAUAUCCAGUGAAGUAGAGCAAUCCAUAUUAUUACUUCAAAUACCUCACUUUUAUGAAAAGGGAAGCACAGUUGUAUCUAAACCAUUCUGUUGAAUAUACACAAAUAACUGGUCUAAAUGUUCUGAUGCAGCUAUGUUGCCUUCCAGAAUAAAUAGGCUUGUGACUGACAUCAUUCUAUUUUGUGUGUAUUCAGGAUGUGUUUGAAAGUAUUUGUUGAUGCUGACAUCUUAAUAUUUCCACAAUCUAGAGGAACAUAUGACCAUAUUUUGUGUGCUCCGUUGAGGUCUGCAACAUGUUUGUUACACAGCAUUUUCCUCAUGCCAUGUAGCAAAUCAUUCAAACGUGUACGUCAUACACAGAAGUCCAUGGACAACUUCAAAAAGUACAUUUCUAGAUUGUGACCAAAAUCUUUAAAGACUAAUUUAUAAAGUAAAAUUUAUAAACACAAAGAAAAGGUUUUACAAACAAUCAAAGCAACAAGUGAGUAGAAAAACAACAACAUAUGCCUAAGACAAACAGUUUGGUGAAAACCAAAAGUUUUCAGUUUUUUUUUGCCAAUGAUGUACAGUUCUACAGUUGGAGUUGCUGUGGUUGCAUUACAUGACACAAAACUGUCCUCUACCUCAUAUGAUACAAAAACAGAUAUUUUGUAUGGUUUUAGUAAAAACAAGAUGCAUUUAUCUGGUCACUUAGUUUACAAAUUUUGAAUUCUAUUUAUUGAAACAUGACAUACUGUGCUCUUAGCUUAUACCUCAAUUGUAUUUUGUGCAGUUUUCCAUUUUUCAUGCAUUGUAAAUAUCCUGUAUAGAUUGUGGAUCCACAUUCAAAUAAACAAUUCUAAUGUCAAGCACCUCA
Molecule: messenger RNA, 10571 nt
Organism: Anolis sagrei ordinatus
Lineage: Eukaryota; Metazoa; Chordata; Lepidosauria; Squamata; Anolidae
Gene: SKIL
Product: SKI like proto-oncogene
Biological process (GO): negative regulation of BMP signaling pathway; negative regulation of transcription by RNA polymerase II
Cellular component (GO): nucleus
Molecular function (GO): DNA-binding transcription factor activity, RNA polymerase II-specific; RNA polymerase II cis-regulatory region sequence-specific DNA binding; SMAD binding
Source: RefSeq, a predicted model, not a curated record